Molecule: messenger RNA, 852 nt
Organism: Cetraspora pellucida
Lineage: Eukaryota; Fungi; Glomeromycota; Glomeromycetes; Diversisporales; Gigasporaceae
Source: the annotation of a GenBank genome assembly
AUGAAAGGAUUUUUUUCAUUACAGAUUCUCAAUAUAACUGAAGCAACUGAAGUUGACAUUGAUGAUAUCCAAGCCAUUAAUGAAGUUGAAGAUACCAAUUCCUCAGUAUUUUUCAAAGAAGUUGUAAAUUCUGAUUUGUUUAAAGAGAUUAUAAGGAAAUGUACAUAUCUAUAUGAUCAUGCUCAUUCUUAUAAUUCAAAAUCAAAAAAAGAUACUGUUACAAAAAAAAUCAAUUGCCCAUUUCUUAUUAAUACUUCAUGUCUCAAGUCAAAUAAUCCUGCAUUUCAUGUUUAUAUAAAUAAGAUUGUUUAUGAUCAUAAUCAUCUCUUAAGUAUUGAAUUGAUCAGUUUUGAAGAAAGUAAGAAGUUCACUUCUGAAAUAUUAAAGGAUAUCAAAUUUUUAACAACACAUUGUAAAUUUGAAGCAACAGUUCAGUACAGGUUUUUAGAAGCUCUGCUACCAGAUAAAAGUACAGAAUUACAUGUUUGGAUGUUCAACAAAGUCUUAAAAGCAACUGAAAAGCAGCCAGCAGUCAUAAUUACUGAUGCUGACCCUGCAAUAGAAUCUGCAAUUCAUCAAAUAUUUACUCAAAGCUAUCAAAUUUAUUGUGCUUUUCAUCUUACACAGAAUAUUAACAAACACUUAAGGAAUUCUCUUGGUGGUGAUUAUAGCAAGUUUAUUGAGGCAUUUUAUAUCUGUAAGAAUAGUCUCGGAAAAGAAACAUUUGAAAAGAGAUUUAAAAACAUCUGUCAAAAUUUUCCUAACUCAUCUUCAGAUGAAGGUAAUAGUAAUAAAGGAAAUCAAGAGUUCAUAUUAUUGAAUUCUAAAAAGAAACGUAGUAAAGGUCACCCA